Molecule: messenger RNA, 458 nt
Organism: Mustela lutreola (European mink)
Lineage: Eukaryota; Metazoa; Chordata; Mammalia; Carnivora; Mustelidae
Gene: PXT1
Product: peroxisomal testis enriched protein 1
Exons: 3
Coding region: 144-407 (87 amino acids)
Biological process (GO): positive regulation of apoptotic process
Cellular component (GO): nucleus; peroxisome
Source: RefSeq, a predicted model, not a curated record
CGCCGGGAAGGCCAGGCUCCGGGCCCGUCGCCUGGGGCGGCCGUUGGUAGGUAACCUCUGUCUUUCCCUCCACGCCCACGGCUCCUGAUGGACAACUGGCUGGCACCUGCACUGCGAGGGUGGAUUUGGUUUCCCAGCUGCGGAUGCCCCCUUUUCAAUUAUUAAAGGGAAAAAACAUGAAGAAAAAACAUGAUACCAUUGUUUGUGAACCUAAAGAACUUCUGAAUGCCUCUCCCAAAGUAACAAAUUGUUGCAAAUCCCUGUGGGUGAAAUACAGUUUUCAGGAGUACAUGAUGGACUUGUCAGCUCCCAGCCAGUUUCAGCCAUGUCAAGGAACCCAGGUCACUAUCUGCCUUUUCAGCCCAAGGAGAGUAGCAGUGGCCAGAACCAUCACCAGGAGGAGAUAAUCCACAAGUUGGCCAUGUAGUUGAGAAAAAUCGGGGACAGCAUUGAUUGUG